AUGAGCAGAAAAUUUGAGAUACAUAUUUCCGUACAUAUAGUAAAUAAUGAAAGCAAAGGUGAUGACGAUCUUUAUAAAAUAGGCUACGAGGUGUGCGAUAAUGACGAAGAUAUUAUUUUUACACCUACCAUAUUUGUGGAGGCGUUUGCUUGUUUUGCCAAGGAUGAAGAUCUGAUAUAUAAGGUGGAUCCCGAGACGUUACGUCACAGAUUAGAAUUUUAUCAAUCCGAAUCGGCGGUACCACCAGACGUUGUUACUAAAAUUGAAAAUAUAAUCAAAUAUAUUGAACGACACUACGACGACGACUAUAUCGGUGUAACUAUUGUAUAUGCAGAAGAAUGA
This is a messenger RNA of Paramuricea clavata, 342 nucleotides long. Lineage: Eukaryota; Metazoa; Cnidaria; Anthozoa; Malacalcyonacea; Plexauridae. The record is from the annotation of a GenBank genome assembly.